Brassicogethes aeneus is the source of this 2166-nucleotide messenger RNA. NCBI's taxonomy places the organism in Eukaryota, Metazoa, Arthropoda, Insecta, Coleoptera, Nitidulidae. The record is from the annotation of a GenBank genome assembly.
CAACAAUUUCUAAAAUUUUGCAAUAGAGAAAGGAGGAACGGCUAUAGAUAAACCAUCGCCGUCGACAAAUUUCUGUCCUAUGAAACGACAAACAUGGCGGACCAAGAAAACUGUAAAGAUGUUAAAUUAUUAAAAAGGACAAGGAUUUCGGUGUUUGUUGACGAAGCUUUGCCCGAUAUUCUUGUUGUCACGUACGAGUUUGGUGUACAAAUUUUUAAGGGGGUACUACUAGAGUCAACAAAGAGAAAUCUGCCAUGUGGGGUACCCAACCUAAACCCGGCGUUAAACAUCCCAUCAAAAAACCCAGAUGAUGACGCUCUAUACGCAGUUAAUCAAAGAUUUGCGUACACGGAUCCCGCAUCAGCGGCAGCGGCCAAAAAGAAAAAUGUGCAAAUUACCAGUAAAUUAAAAAACAACAAAAUGACGGUCAGAUUAAGGCCUAGGCAGGUUCUUUGUUCGAAAUGUAAGGGAAUCUGCAACGAAAAUUCGGAAAACGUUUCGAAAAAACGGAAAGAUCCAGAUUCGACGAGUGCGCCGCCGUCCCAAUCGCCUGCCAAACGACCGCCUGCAUCAAGAGCAAGUUAUUUGUCGCUGUCGAACAAAAGAAGAGCGCAAACUCACGAGCCGACCCUAGUCCCUAAACUAACCCGAUUGACUUUGCAAGAAUGUAAAGACUUUAAUGUAGAUAAUAGUUUAUUAAAAAAACCUCUAGCCUCAAUAAAUAACCACGAAAAUCAUUCCUCCGACUGCAGCUCAAGCUCCGAAGAAGUUACAGACUCGAGAAGUGCCAGGAAAAAAAUGCUUAGGAAAAAACGGAGUAUAUCUGAAGAAACUUCGGAAGAAAACAAAGAUGUAGAUACAAUCCUUCAUUGUUCCUCAACUAACACACGGACAAUAAAAAUAUCGUACGGGCCCCAGGGCGAGGGCACCGUGCUUAAAAUACCUGCCAAACUGGAAUUGGACGACUCAGAGGAAAACGUUGAAGAACCAGACGCAAAUAAAGAUACCACAACUCCUCACGAUAAAGCUGCUAGGAAAGCUUUAAAGAAAGCCAAAAAAGAAGCAAAAAGAAAGGUAUUAUUGUCCAGCACCACGCCGUCGGUGUACCCGGGUAGCAACAGUCCCGGCUAUACCAUAGGAGUCUCCUCGCCUAGAUACACGGUGGGCAGCGCAUCUCCACGCCACGGCCUCGGCAGCAACUCGCCACGGUACGCGAACUUCGAAAUCAAUAUGCCGAAGAAGCGCAAACACAAAAUGAAACACAAAAGGAAGCAUAGGGAUGAAAAGGACAAGAAGUACAAAGAAAGCGAGGUGAGCUCAACUCAGGAUGAUGACUCGAGAGACUUGUGCGGGACACAGAAACUUUCAAUAAACUUGAAACGUUUGAACAACACGUACACGUCGUGCAGCCAAGUUGAAGCGAUCAUUGGCGAAGAGGAAAAUGAAGACAAUUCGAGUUCGGACGAAAUGGAUUCGGCGCCCGAAUUCCCGCAAUCGAAUCCACCCAUAACUCUAAGGAUCAAUGCCAACGCGUUGUCAAACGCAAUGGGAGCAGAUGGAGUUAGACUUUUGGUUGGAGACGUGGUUUGGGGGAAAAUGCACGGUUUUCCUUGGUGGCCCUGUAAAAUUCUGACAAUAACCAGCGGUAGCGAUCAGAUUCCAAAAGCGCACGUCUCAUGGUAUGGAUACAAUACGUCAUCGUCCCUUUUGGAGUGUGAUCAACUGAGUCCAUAUUUAGAUAACUUUAAGAUAAGGUACAAUAAGAAAAAGCGUGGUCCAUACAAAGAGGCUAUCAAACAGGCCUCGUUGGAGGCAAAAGAAAACGCAGAAAACAGGGUAAGACAGCCUCUGGGGAACUCGCCAUCCCCCAAUAUUAUACCACAAGUUGUUCCGCCCGCGCUUGCAUCGCCCAGAGAAAUCGACGUCGUUUCUUAAAAACGUUUGUAUAUUUUUCAUAUACAGUCCCUGGCCAAUUUAUUAGACACGGUCAGAAAUUUUCUUUGAUUAUGUCGAUAUAUUCUUAAAAAAUGCUUUUUUGAACUACAAAAUUUUAUGAAUGAAAUCGCGUUAAAAGCGCUUUUUAGGAUGAUAAAACACAUUUUUACGUCAGUCGAAAUUAAAAAAGUGAUACUUACACCAUUGAUCUUAAUCAAUGCUCAUACCAGA